Molecule: messenger RNA, 960 nt
Organism: Phaedon cochleariae (mustard beetle)
Lineage: Eukaryota; Metazoa; Arthropoda; Insecta; Coleoptera; Chrysomelidae
Source: the annotation of a GenBank genome assembly
AAUUAACGCUGAGUCGAACAUAUAUGUCUAGUAGACACCUAUGAAGUAAAAUAAAUUUCAUCAACUAAUGCAUUUCACUUCCACAGUAGGUGGUAAAUAUACUUGAAGCAACAGAUAUGCAUCCAAAUUUCAUUUUUGGUUUUUUCUAUUUUCAACUUAUAUGUACUACAUUAGCAGGCAGUCCCAAAUUACCCUCAUACUUGAAAAUAUGCCAUCGUUCAGAUCCGAAUAUCGAAAAAUGUUUGAAGAAUUCUGUGGAGGAACUAAAACCCCUAUUGGCCAAGGGCAUUAAAGAGCUCAAUAUACCUAGUUGUGAGCCCCUUCUUAUACCAGAAGUCAAUAUAGACCAGGGGUCUGGACCAGUAGCACUAAAAUCAGCUUACAAAGACAUAAAAGUGUAUGGACCCUCCAAAUUCGUUAUAAAACAAAUAAAAGUUGAUUUUGAGAAAGACAAAAUGAGACUGAAAAUAUGGUUGCCCCAUUUGGAAGUUAUAUGCAGAUACGUGAUGGAUGGAAAAAUACUAAUGAUGCCUAUUACUGGCAGUGGCUUGAGCAAAGCCAAUUAUUCUAACAUUGAUGCCACAAUAACAAUAAGAGCAGAAAAGAUCAAUAGAGAUAAUGAUAAGUAUUACAAUGUCACCGAUUUUUAUGUUCAAUUCGAAAUUGGGGAGGCCAAUAUUAAUUUCGAUAAUCUUUUCAAUGGCGAUAAGGAAUUAGGUGAAGCAAUGAACCUGUUUUUGAAUGAUAACUGGAAACAAGUUGCCGGAGAAAUCAAACCCGUGCUCGAAGAUAGCAUUGCCAGUAUUUUCAAAAAAUUCUCUAACAGGAUUUUCCAUAAAUAUCCCAUAAAUGUUUUAUUACCAAAGUAGUAUUACUGGUACUCGCUUAUAUGAAUAAUUUCCAUCAUUUUGAUACAUUUUUCAAUAAAACUGUUUAAGAAAUAAUUAUUUUUCUUAUCAU